Molecule: messenger RNA, 2051 nt
Organism: Psammomys obesus (fat sand rat)
Lineage: Eukaryota; Metazoa; Chordata; Mammalia; Rodentia; Muridae
Gene: Creb3l4
Product: cAMP responsive element binding protein 3 like 4
Exons: 10
Coding region: 569-1798 (409 amino acids)
Biological process (GO): regulation of transcription by RNA polymerase II
Cellular component (GO): nucleus
Molecular function (GO): RNA polymerase II cis-regulatory region sequence-specific DNA binding; DNA-binding transcription factor activity, RNA polymerase II-specific
Source: RefSeq, a predicted model, not a curated record
UCAAAAGUCUUCAUCAGAUGCUCUAAUUCUCCUUUAAUAUUGUUCCAUCAUCUGAGAGAGAGUGUGAUACACACACACACACACACACACACACACACACACUGUUCUUGCACUUUGUUACUCUUUGAUUGGUUGGCUUUCUUGAGACAGGGUUUCUCUGUGCAGCCUUGACUAUCCUGAAACUCUCUGUAGAUCAGGCUGGCCUUGAACUCACAGAAAUCCACCUGCCUCUGCCUUCCAAGUGCUGAGAUAAAAAGCCAUGUGCCACCAUGCCCAGCUCUGCUUUUGCUUUUGAAACAGGAUUUAUGUAGCCCAGGCUGGCCUUGAUCCCAGGGACAUUUCUGCAUCAGCCUCUUGACUGCUGAGAUUACAGGAUGAACUCCUACACCAGGCUCUGCAACAGCUCUCACGCUACACCAGUACAGUAGAUACAGUAUCAGCUACUCAGGAGGCCACCCGAACAAUAAGACGUCUUCACUCCCAUUUCAGAAACACAAAACCUAUGCAUAAAACUAAUAGUUUAUGGAAGGAAUAAGACUCAGACCAAAGGUAAAUGUUUGGCUAAUGCAUGGCAGUUUCCCUGCCCUGUGUCCGUGCGUGGAUUAGCCGGAGCCCCACCCAGAGUGCUUCAAUGUGCUUCCUGGGUCCACAGAGCCCGAACUGCACAGCCGGCUGCCAGGGGCUGGAGGCUUGGUCUGUGGGCAUGGAGCUCGGGUGCCCUGAGUUGCUGGAGCUUCCGGAAGACAUCUUCUCAGCAGGAUCGUUCCUGGAGCUGGGACUCAACUGCCCCCCACCGAAGGGCCUUGAGAAGGGUGAGCCUGAUGACUUUCUGAACCUCUUCAUUGAUCCCAAUAUGGUAUAUUGCCCAGAAACAUCUCCUGCCAGUGACAGUGGGGUCUCUGAAGACCCUAGAUCCCCUGCCCAACAGGCACCCAGUCCCCCUGCCCUCUAUGAGGUUGUCUAUGAGGCAGGGGCCCUGCAGGGCACUCAGGAGGAAGCUGGGCCGACCUUCGGACUCAUCUCCAUCCAGAUAGAUCAGUGGCGCCCGACAUUCAUGGUACCUGAUGCCUGCACAGCCAGUGCACUGCCCUCUGAUGCCCACAGACAUAUCCUGCCAAGAGCCAGCGCCGUAGCCCCAGCACCUCCUGCAGCCCUGCUCUCCUGCCAACGUCUGUUCCUGACAGAUGAAGAGAAGCAUCUGCUGGGGCAAGAAGGGGUUUCUCUGCCCUCUCACCUGCCCCUUACCAAGGCAGAGGACAGAGUACUCAAGAAGAUCCGGAGGAAAAUCCGCAACAAGCAGUCAGCUCAGGACAGCCGGCGGCGGAAGAAAGAAUACAUAGAUGGGCUGGAGAGCAGAGUGGCAGCCUGUUUUGCACAGAAUCAGGAGCUACAGAGAAAGGUUCAGGAGCUGGAGAGCCAGAACAUCUCCUUGGCGGCUCAGAUCCACCAGUUACAGAAGCUCACCGCCCAGACCUCCAGCAGGGCUGCCCAGACCAGCACCUGUGUUCUGAUUCUUCUUUUUUCGCUGGCUCUCAUCAUCCUACCCAGCUUCAGUCCCUUUCAGGGCCAAUCAGAAGCUAGGCCUGAGGGUUAUCAGCUUCACGGAGUGAUAUCCAGAAAUAUCUUGACACACAAAGACAUGACAGAAAGCCUGGAGACUCCAGUUCUGAAGUACAAACUGGAGGGGCCACCUGAACUCCCACGUGCAAAUGGCUCAACAAAGACACAGCUAACGAUGGGAACGAAGGCGAGAGCUGUUGGGCAGAGCAGGGUCAUGGUGCAUGCAGAUGAGAUGUAAGCCAAACCCAUCCAGUCUCAAGAAUCUGCUCAGGCUUCCCUGGCACUGUUUCAUCUGGAUUCCCAGUGAGGGGUCCAUAGCCCUAGAAUUCUGACUCAGGACACCAUAGGAGAUUUCUGUUUCCUAAACCAAGAUUUGCUUCUAUGGCAGGGCACCUCAAAUAGUUUUGUCAUGUAUUUGAGAUUUUCUUUGUGGGUAAGGUCAAGGGAAAACAAAUUUUGACUAGGAAAUAAACUUUCUAGCUAACAUUCUA